Paramecium octaurelia is the source of this 766-nucleotide messenger RNA. NCBI's taxonomy places the organism in Eukaryota, Ciliophora, Oligohymenophorea, Peniculida, Parameciidae. The record is from the annotation of a GenBank genome assembly.
AUGCAAUUAAGUCAAUAUGAGAAUAUUUUCUCUGUUAACCCGCUUUAAAGGAUUAAAUAAUCAACUGAUCUCUUCAAAAUGAAAUCAUCAAUAUAUGAGUAUUCUUAAUUUUGUGUAGAUGUCUGCUAACCCAAAAAAAAAUAAAGGAGAUUAAAAUCUGUAUUCUCUGAUGCUGAUAUUGUUGCUUGCAAAAGUGGAGAUAAGAGCUGUUAUGUUAAAGGAAGAUUGUAGCCAACCAGAUCUUUGGGUGACAUUAGAUUGAAAUUCAAAGAGUUUAACAAUCCUAAGAGUGUUUUGGAAGACAAAGGAUGUUUAAAAUCUAUCUCGAAUUUUAAAGGACCUUACAUUAGUGUAACUAUUUACGAAAUUCAAAAAGGAGAUAGAUACUUAGUUUUAGGCUCUGAUAGAUUAUGGGAUGAAUUAACAAAGUCUGAAAUCUCAAAAGUAUGCAUUCUCAAAUUAAUGAAAGAUUGUGCAAAAAAACUAAAUUAACAAAGUCGAGAUUAUUAAACAAAUUUUUAAGACUCACUUUCUCAUGCAGCAAUAUCCAAUAAAAUGUCUGAUGAAGAAAUAAGAAAGAUUCCACUCGGCAAAAGAAGAAAGUUGCAUGAUGAUAUAACUGUCAUUUUAGUUGAUCUUUAAGGUUAAGUGUGAGAAAUAGUAAUUUUAUGUAAUUUUUUUAUCCAUCAAUAAAUAUGAUAUUGAUUUUCUUAACUGUUAUGUUGGUAUUGCAGUUGUUUUUAAUAUUGAAUCAGCUGGAAAUUGA